Cynocephalus volans (Philippine flying lemur) is the source of this 4177-nucleotide messenger RNA. RefSeq names its product mitogen-activated protein kinase kinase kinase kinase 3 (gene MAP4K3). The transcript is spliced from 33 exons. Lineage: Eukaryota; Metazoa; Chordata; Mammalia; Dermoptera; Cynocephalidae. Bases 295 to 2916 code for a protein of 873 amino acids. Gene Ontology annotation, biological process: intracellular signal transduction; protein phosphorylation. Gene Ontology annotation, cellular component: cytoplasm. The record is from RefSeq and is a predicted model, not a curated record. Gene Ontology annotation, molecular function: ATP binding; MAP kinase kinase kinase kinase activity.
GGAAGCCAUGUUGGAGUUUCACCCCGAGCGAGGGGCUGCGAGCGUUCUCCUCUCCUUGUGGGUGUGACCGGGCUUUGGCGCGGCGGCGGGCUGCGGGGGGCGGGGACGGUUAGGCCGGUCGUCGUCGUCCGCGGCGGCGUGAGGGGAGCGGCGGCGGCGGCCUCAGCGUGGAGCCGGGCGAUUGUGACCGCCGGGGGAGCAGGGGGCCAGCAGCGGCGCCCACUCUCCGUGUGGCCCCCUGAGCGCCCCCCCUCCCUUGCCCGGGAGGGAGGCGGGGGGCACCCGGGGCCCGCCAUGAACCCCGGCUUCGAUCUGUCCCGUCGGAACCCGCAGGAGGACUUCGAGCUGAUUCAGCGCAUCGGCAGCGGCACCUACGGCGACGUCUACAAGGCACGGAAUGUUAACACUGGUGAAUUAGCAGCAAUUAAAGUAAUAAAAUUGGAACCAGGAGAAGACUUUGCAGUUGUGCAGCAAGAAAUUAUUAUGAUGAAAGACUGUAAACACCCAAAUAUUGUUGCUUAUUUUGGAAGCUAUCUCAGGCGAGAUAAACUUUGGAUUUGCAUGGAGUUUUGUGGAGGUGGUUCUUUACAAGAUAUUUAUCAUGUAACUGGACCUCUGUCUGAACUGCAAAUUGCAUAUGUUAGCAGAGAAACACUACAGGGAUUAUAUUAUCUUCAUAGUAAAGGAAAAAUGCACAGAGAUAUAAAGGGAGCUAACAUUCUAUUAACAGACAAUGGCCAUGUGAAAUUGGCUGAUUUUGGAGUAUCUGCACAGAUAACAGCUACAAUUGCCAAACGGAAGUCUUUCAUUGGUACACCAUAUUGGAUGGCUCCAGAAGUCGCAGCUGUUGAGAGGAAAGGGGGUUACAAUCAGCUCUGUGAUCUCUGGGCAGUGGGAAUCACAGCGAUAGAACUUGCCGAGCUUCAGCCUCCUAUGUUUGACUUACACCCAAUGAGAGCAUUGUUUCUAAUGACAAAAAGCAAUUUUCAGCCUCCUAAACUGAAGGAUAAAAUGAAGUGGUCAAAUAGUUUUCAUCAUUUUGUGAAAAUGGCACUUACCAAAAAUCCAAAAAAAAGACCUACUGCUGAAAAAUUACUGCAGCACCCUUUUGUCACACAACCUUUGACACGGUCUUUGGCAAUCGAGCUAUUGGAUAAAGUGAAUAAUCCAGAUCAUUCCACUUACCAUGAUUUUGAUGAUGAUGAUCCUGAGCCUCUUGUUGCUGUACCACAUAGAAUUCAUUCAACAAGUAGAAAUGUGAGAGAAGAGAAAACACGCUCAGAGAUAAACUUUGGCCAAGUGAAAUUUGACCCACCCUUAAGGAAGGAGACAGAACCACAUCAUGAACUCGAUCUACAACUAGAAUAUGGACAAGGACACCAAGGUAGUUACUUUUUAGGUGCAAACAAGAGUCUUUUGAAGUCCGUUGAAGAAGAAUUACAUCAGCGAGGACAUGUGGCACAUUUAGAAGAUGAUGAAGGAGAUGAUGAUGAAUCUAAACAUUCAACCAUGAAAGCAAAAGUUCCACCUCCUUUACCACCAAAGCCUAAGUCCAUCUUUAUACCACAGGAAAUUCAUUCUGCUGAGGAUGAUAAUCAAGGAACAAUCAAGAGAUGUCCCACAUCAGGGAGCCCAGCAAAACCAUCCCAAGUUCCACCUAGGCCACCACCUCCCAGGUUACCCCCACAAAAGCCUAUUGCUUUAGGAAAUGGAGUGAGCUCUUUCCAGUUAAAUGGUGAACGAGAUGGCUCAUUACAUCAACAACAGAAUGAAUACAGAGGCACAAACCUUUCAAGGAAAGAAAAGAAAGAUGUACCAAAGCCUAUUAGUAACGGUCUUCCCCCAACACCUAAAGUGCAUAUGGGUGCAUGUUUUUCAAAGGUUUUUAAUGGGUGUCCGUUGAAAAUUCACUGUGCAACAUCAUGGAUAAACCCAGAUACAAGAGAUCAGUACUUGAUAUUUGGUGCUGAAGAAGGGAUUUAUACCCUGAAUCUUAAUGAACUUCAUGAAACAUCAAUGGAACAGCUAUUCCCUCGAAGGUGUACAUGGUUGUAUGUAAUGAACAAUUGCUUGCUAUCAAUAUCUGGUAAAGCUUCUCAGCUUUAUUCUCACAAUUUGCCAGGGCUUUUUGAUUAUGCAAGACAAAUGCAAAAGUUACCUGUUGCUAUUCCAGCACACAAGCUCCCUGACAGAAUACUGCCAAGGAAAUUUGCUGUAUCAGCAAAAAUCCCUGAAACCAAGUGCUGUCAGAAGUGUUGUGUUGUGAGAAAUCCUUAUACAGGCCAUAAAUACCUAUGCGGGGCACUUCAGACUAGCAUUGUUCUGUUAGAGUGGGUUGAACCAAUGCAGAAAUUUAUGUUAAUUAAGCACAUAGAUUUUCCUAUACCAUGUCCACUUAGAAUGUUUGAAAUGCUGGUAGUUCCUGAACAGGAGUACCCUUUAGUUUGUGUUGGUGUCAGUAGAGGGAGAGACUUCAACCAGGUGGUUCGAUUUGAGACUGUCAAUCCAAAUUCUACCUCAUCAUGGUUUACAGAAUCAGAUACCCCACAGACAAAUGUUACUCAUGUAACCCAGUUAGAGAGAGAUACCAUCCUUGUAUGCCUGGACUGUUGUAUAAAAAUAGUAAAUCUCCAAGGAAGAUUAAAAUCUAGCAGAAAAUUAUCAUCAGAACUCACCUUUGAUUUCCAGAUUGAAUCAAUAGUUUGCCUACAAGACAGUGUGCUAGCUUUCUGGAAACAUGGAAUGCAAGGUCGAAGUUUUAGAUCUAAUGAGGUAACACAAGAAAUUUCAGAUAGCACAAGAAUUUUCAGGCUACUUGGAUCUGACAGGGUCGUGGUUUUGGAAAGUAGGCCAACUGAUAACCCCACAGCAAAUAGCAAUUUAUACAUCCUGGCGGGUCAUGAAAACAGUUACUGAGAAAUGCUGUGCUUUGACAGUUAACUGUAGAAAAAAAGAACACUACCACUACAACAUUAACGGAUGCUUGAAGCUGUACAAAAGCUGCAGUAACCUGACUUCAGUUACUUUGUAAUUUAUUGUGGCAUGAGACAAGAUGGGGAAAUUUUUUGUUUUAAGUGGUAUGGAUAUAUUUAGCAUAUUGAACCACACAAGUGCUGAAUUCAUUGUUAUGUAAUCUUUGUACAUAUAGGCAGUAUUUUUCUGUGGAACUUCAUAUUGCUGAAGACAUACACUAAGAAUUUAUGUAGAUAAUGUACUUUUAUGAGAUGUACAAGUAAGUGUCUUAUCUGUACAGAUGUAAAUGCUGAUGAAAAUGCAAUUGGGGUUAAUAUUUUAAGAAUUCUUUAGUAUAUUCUUGGGUGUGGUUAUAUUACAAAAUGGGAUGCUGGCAAUGAAACAGUACAUUUAACACUAUUGUAUUUUUAUUAUAUGUAAUUUAGUAAUAUGAAUAUAAAUCUUGUAACUUUUAAAAUUGUAAUGGAGGCUGUAAUCAUUUUAUAAUCUUGUUUUUAAUUUUAAUGCAAGUACACUGGUGUUGAUAUUUGCACAAAGUAUUGAUAUGUGAUGUAUUAAGUCACGAAAGUAAGCUGUGACAUUGUCAAUAUGCAUUUGGCUCCACAACAUCUUUUUAAAAUAUAUUUGGAUUGUUUUCUAUGUGAAACAAACCUAUUAAUAACCACCUGUUGUAGUAACUGGUCUUUUUAUAUUUAAGAAGAAUCCUGUAAGAUUGCUUGUCUGUGCUUAAAAACAGUACCUUUGAAAAAAUUUUGAAUCACAGAAUAGCGGUACCAUGAUGUAACACUGCAAUUGUCUGAAAUACAGUAUGCACAAAGAAUAAAUUAGCAUUAUUAAAGAGUCCACACUAAACAUUUCAUAUAAUCACAUUGAGGAACUAUAACAUUCCAUAGAGUGAGUGAAGUGGUUCAAAUUUCUCAUGGAAUUUUUACUUUUGUUGGCCUUAUUUUAUGAUCAUUGUCAUAUUGCUUUUGAUUUAGAGUAUUAACACAUGGCCAAAAUAAUUUAGUUACUACCUCAUACAAACAAAUGGUUACUACACAUCACAGGAACUUAGUUUUGGUUGAAGUCAUUUUUGAUUGUUUUUUUUCAAUGAAUAUGUAUAUACCAAGUUUUAGCAAAAUGCACACUUUUGGCUCUUUUGGGUAUAAUGUUCUUUAUAUUUUAAUGUGAGUGUAUACACUAAGAACAAACUAAAUUGUGA